AUGGCGACGGCGAUACAAGCUCUCAAGGGCGAUGCGCCCCAGCAGGUGCGGUCUCUGUACCGCCAGCUUCUGAAGACGGGCGACCAGUUCGCCGCCUACAACUUCCGCGAGUACGCCAAGCGCCGGACGAGGGACGCCUUCCGCGAGAACCAGAACGUCGAGGAUCCCCGGCGGGUGCAGGAGCUGAUCCAGAAGGGAUUGAACGAGCUUCAGAUGUUGAAGGUUGGUACCUUCCUCACUCUUGCUUCUCUGCUGGGUUUGGAGCCGCCGACGACGAGCAGACGGGGGUGGCGGACUAAACACGGAUGGCGAUUGAACUUUGCGAGAGAAGCUCGGGGGGCUAACAUUCGCGCGCAGAGACAAACAGUCGUCAGCCAGUUCUUCCAGUUCGACCGGUUAGUAGUCGAGGGCGGUGCCGCGGUAGGUUUAUCCCAAAGCUCCGGAAGUAAUGCGGUGGUGAUGCUGAUGGUUGCGCAGGGCAAGCAAAAGGGUAACAAGGGCGGUAUUGUCAGACAAAAGGACCAGGGGUAA
This is a messenger RNA of Colletotrichum spaethianum, 531 nucleotides long. RefSeq names its product LYR motif-containing protein 4B. Gene Ontology annotation, cellular component: L-cysteine desulfurase complex; mitochondrion. The transcript is spliced from 2 exons. The record is from RefSeq and is a predicted model, not a curated record. Gene Ontology annotation, biological process: iron-sulfur cluster assembly. The coding region runs from base 1 to 531 and encodes 176 amino acids. Lineage: Eukaryota; Fungi; Ascomycota; Sordariomycetes; Glomerellales; Glomerellaceae.